Poeciliopsis prolifica (blackstripe livebearer) is the source of this 948-nucleotide messenger RNA. Its product is annotated as olfactory receptor 52N5-like. Lineage: Eukaryota; Metazoa; Chordata; Actinopteri; Cyprinodontiformes; Poeciliidae. Gene Ontology annotation, biological process: G protein-coupled receptor signaling pathway. Gene Ontology annotation, molecular function: olfactory receptor activity. Gene Ontology annotation, cellular component: membrane. The transcript has a single exon. Bases 1 to 948 code for a protein of 315 amino acids. The record is from RefSeq and is a predicted model, not a curated record.
AUGGAAAACACAACUCUAGAUCCAGACCUUUUGCUCCUGGAGGGGUUAAAGGUCACUCCUUCUUCGUCUAUCCCAGUCUUCAUCCUGCUGCUCCUCAUCUAUGUCUUCGUGAUGCUGUCCAACGUCGGCCUGGUGACCAUGAUUGCCCUGCAGAGGAGCCUCCACCAGCCCAUGUUCCUGCUGUUCUGCAACAUGGGUGCCAACGAUGUGCUCGGUGCCUCCACCAUCAUCCCCCCGGUGCUGAGCACCAUCUUCACACCGACCGCGCAGAGGUACAUCCGCUACAGCAGCUGCGUGCUACAGGCUUUCUUUGCUCACUUCCACGCUAGCGUCGUCCACACCGUCCUUAUGAUCAUGGCCUUUGACCGCUACGUGGCCGUCUGCAAGCCGCUGCACUACGCCACUAUCAUGACCAGCAGGAUGGUGGUGAAGCUGUCCAUGUCAGCCUGGGCGGUGUGCUUGCUGAUGGUGUUGGUGCUGGUGGGGCUCAGCGUCCGCCUGUCCCGCUGCCGGGCGGUUGUACUCAGCCCGUUCUGCGACAACCCCUCGCUGUUCAAGCUGUCCUGUGAGAGCAUCCUGGUCAACAACAUCUACGGCCUGGCCUACACCGUGGUCCUGCUGGGUUCGUCACUCGGCAGCAUCACGCUCACCUACCUGCGAAUCGCCAUGGUGUGCCUCACCAACCGCAGCAAGACCAACAACUCCAGGGCGCUGCAGACGUGCGGCACUCACCUCGUCCUCUACAUCAUCACCUUCCUUUCAGGAGCCCUCAUGAUCUUUUUCCAUCGAUUCCCUGACUUAUCAGACCAGAGGAAGAUGGCCUCCAUCCUCUUCCAUGUUGUUCCUCCGGCUAUGAAUGCCAUCAUCUACGGACUGCAGAUCAAAGCCGUCCGCCAGAAGAUUUUCAUCUUAUUUACAAAGAACACAAUGGCAGAAAUGAAGGGGUAA